AUGACUCGUUCUUGGCGAUCUAAUCUCAAUCUCCUGUUCCUAUCUCUGCUGUUCACGUUCCUUGUAUUGGGUGGAGUGAACGUAUCCGCGACCGAGCUGGAUGAUAGUUCGACACCUGCCAAAUCAUCAUCAGGAGAAGGGAUCCUCGGAACUGUCAAACAUAUAUAUAAAGUAGCUGUCAAUGGACCUGAUCCGAAUUUCAUAUAUGAGAAAGAUGCGGAAGAUGGGAUUGAACGAUUGACGGAUGAUAAUUAUGUUGAGAAGGUUCAACGUCCUCUAGCGCUGAGUGGAGAGAGGAAAGAUGAUGAACUUUGGGUCGUCCUAGUCCACGGUAAAUCUACAGAUGCAGCUUCGAACAUUCUAUUAGAUUAUCACAAGCAAGCUUCCGACCUGGUUAAAGCGGAUCCUGAACUGGAGAAUGUAAAAUUCGCAAGAUUGGAUUAUAUAACAGCUUGGAAGACUUGUACGAGGUGGUUACUGAAUAGACCACCAUAUUUGAUAUUCAUCAGUUCAUCAGGUAGACAACUUCGAUUCGUUCCCACCCAAUCAUUAGGUAAAGAACCGGAAAGAUUAUAUAAAGUGAUCAAAGAGAAGAUGUAUGAAGUGAUAUUACCUUGGGAUGGAAGAUGGUCACCUACUGGAGAUCGAUCAUAUUUGAUUGAAUAUUACAUUCGAGCUCAUGAAACAAUUUCUAAAUAUACGAAUGGGAUACCCAAUUGGAUGAUCCUUGCUUUUACGGGGAUAGUAACUCAACAAUUGAUGAGUUGGUUACAUGGUCCAUCUACACCUGCUCGUGCUCCUGGUGCUGGUGCCACGCAGGUGAGGAGGGAAGAGAGGGUGUUGGUAAGAGAAGAAAAAAGGAAUUGA
Messenger RNA from Kwoniella mangroviensis CBS 8507, 867 nucleotides. RefSeq lists its product as uncharacterized. Bases 1 to 867 code for a protein of 288 amino acids. Lineage: Eukaryota; Fungi; Basidiomycota; Tremellomycetes; Tremellales; Cryptococcaceae. The record is from RefSeq and is a predicted model, not a curated record. The transcript is spliced from 5 exons.